AUGACUUAUAGUAGUUAAUUUUAUUUUUGUUAUAAAUUUCGCCAAUUUUUUAUGCUUUUAUUAUAUUAACAAAAUAUUAUUACUUCAAUUAUGUUUCAUAAAUCUCGUCCUUUUCUGGUUACUUCUUUCCUUCGGUGUUUCUUCUGAGUGAUCAAUCAUCAAUCAAUGUCUGAGCAGAAGAAAAAGGCAGUUUUUCUUUAGAGCUGUGACGUCACAUUUCGCUGUUGUAUGUAGACGACAUGAUGCACUUGAUAUUGUCAAUUUGAUAUUGAAGUUAUGGGAUUAGCGAUUUUAUAAAUGAGUGACUAGGUUCUGUUUUGAAUGAAUUUUAGCGUACAUAGUACAUAUUUUUAGUUUGAAUUCAAGCAACAGUGAAAAGAAGGAAACUACCACUUUCCAUUUUCGGUUGCUUCAAUGAAGGUGCUUCUGUAAUAUGUGCAUUCUGUGAAAUGAGGAGUGUCUGUUAAAGAACUUUAUAAUGGCUUUAGAUGAAACUAAAAUUAUUUAUCAUAUUGAUGAUGAAGAUACUCCUUAUUUGGUUAAACUUUCAAUUCCACCUGACCGUGUUACUCUAGGUGAUUUCAAGAAUGUUCUUAAUAGGCCAAAUUAUAAGUUCUUUUUCAAAUCAAUGGAUGAUGAUUUUGGGGUUGUGAAAGAAGAAAUUAGUGACGACAAUGCAAAACUACCUUGUGUUGGAGGCAGAGUUGUAUCAUGGCUUGUCACUGCUGAAGGCAGUAGUUUGUCUGAUAGUACAUCACAGUGUACUGAUACAAUGUCCCAAAGAUCAGAGUUAAGGCUACCCUUAGAAAGAACUGUUGGUAUUGGAGACAGUAGACCACCUUCUUUCCAUGCUCCUGCUUUAGACCAUAGGGACUUAGGAGAUACUUGUACAGAGACCGAGUCUGUCAUUAGCUCAAGGAAAGAUCUCCAUUCACAUAUGCAUCGUUCAAUGAAGCAUAGAGAUAAACAUUUUCAUGAUGAUCAUGUAUCAUGUGGAUGUCCUCCAACUCGAAUUAAUGGCCAUGCUAAACCCACUCAUCCUCAUAUACACUCUCGGCAUAGGAGUGGCCACGGCUAUGAGUCUUCCUCAAUGAUGACAAGUGAUAUUGAAAGCACUAGUUUUCUUGAUUCUGAAGAAGAAACAACUAGCAGAAUAUCAACUACAACAGAAGAAAGUAGUGUUUCUAGGAUUCAUCCCAGACAUCGAAGACGGCGGAGACGACACAGAAUGCCGCCUAUGAGUCGAACAUCAUCUAUCAGUAGUAUAACCGAUUCUACAAUGUCUCUAAAUAUUAUAACAGUCACUCUAAAUUUAGACACUGUGAAUUUCCUAGGUAUUAGUAUUGUUGGACAAUCAAACAAAGGUGGAGAUGGAGGCAUUUAUGUUGGUUCAAUAAUGAAGGGAGGUGCUGUGGCUUUAGAUGGUAGAAUAGAGCCUGGUGAUAUGAUAUUACAAGUCAAUGAUAUCAAUUUUGAAAAUAUGAGUAAUGACGAUGCAGUUCGAGUUUUGCGAGAAGCUGUUCAAAAACCUGGUCCAAUCAAAUUGGUAGUUGCCAAAUGCUGGGAUCCAAAUCCUACUGGUUAUUUUACAAUUCCUCGCACUGAACCUGUUCGUCCAAUAGACCCUGGUGCUUGGGUUGCUCAUAUUGAAGCCACUAGGGCUGCUGACUACCCGCUAAGGCCACCAUCUGUUAGCACUCUUACUUCAACUAGUUCAUCAAUUACCAGUUCCAUACCGGAGUCGGACAGACCAUUUCAAGAAAAUAAUUUAACUGUAGAAUCAGACAUGCUUUCUAUUGUAAAGGCAAUGAUGAAUCCAGAAUCUGGUUUAGAAGUGAAAGAUCGAAUGUGGUUAAAACUUCUUAUACCCAACUCAUUUAUUGGUGCUGAUGUUGUUGAUUGGUUGUUCACUCAUGUCCAAGGUUUCCAAGAUAGGAAAGAUGCAAAAAAAUAUGCCACCUUAUUACUUAAAGCUGGCUAUAUACGUCAUACUGUAAAUAAAAUAACUUUUUCUGAACAGUGUUAUUAUACUUUUGGAGAUCUUAGUACAAAUAUCGCUGCCUUGAAAAUAAAUGAAGACGAUUCUGUAAGUGAAGCUGAUCGUGACACACUUGGACCCCUGCCACCGCCUUCUGGUCCAUCCCCUUGGGGAAAUCAGAUGCCUUAUUCUGGUAGCUACAUCCCUCCAAAUACAGGGUUCAUGCCUUUACCAUUCAACUACACUAAUGACAAUAAUAGUAGUUGCAAGAACUUUGUACGAGAAGGUAGUGUUCACAGUGGUUCAGGUGGUAGCAGCAAUGGAGGUGAUUUAAUGCCAGAUAAAGAUAGAAAAUCUGGUAGUCCUGGUGGCAGUGAUUCUGAAGUAGCCAGUCAGCAUAGCUGUCGCAGAAUUACUAAUCCAGUUGACUGUGGACCUGGAAGCAGUGGUAGUGACCGUAGUGCCAACACGAAUAUUACACAAGAUGUUCCAAGACUGGAUACAAUACCUCCUGAACUUUCUGUUGAGGAUGAUAUAUUGGAAUACCGCUUCUCUGACAAGGGGAUUGUAUAGCUAUGAAGCCAUCAACCUGAAAAACAGUUUUUGAUAUCAGUAUCAAGGUCCAAGUAUAUUAACUUGUACAGUUCAAACAUGUGUAUCAUUAAUAUUGUAUUUUGUUGCAAUGAUGUACUUAUUGUUAUUUUUCAUUCAUUGCAAGUAUGUCUUGAAAUGCAUUGCAUUGAUAUUUUCAAAUAUAAUUAAUUUUGAUAUAAAAAAAUCUAUUUUUUAGUUCUUGUUAUGUGAGAAUAAUUUUGUGAAUGUGGAAAAAAAAUUUUGAACUUCUCCAAAUGUUUAUUUGUUUCAUUAAUUCUUGUAAAAUGUCUUAUAGCUACUAGAAAUAAUAUUCUCUGUAAAUUUUCAAUGAAAGUGAAUAAAUAUAUUCAUAUUACACUAAAAAGGGUGGAUAAAUAAAACCAAAGGGCAAUGUUAAAAAGUUUUAUGUAUGUGCAUCAAUUUUUAAAAAAAUAAUAUAUAAGUGAUAAGUAAUCUUAUUUAUUAAGUAUGUCUUUGUAAUUUUAAGAACUUUAUGAUGAUUGAUUCUAUGCAAGAAUAGUUCCCAUUAUUUAAGGUUUUCUGCAAUGCAUAGAGCAUGAAAAUCAAUUUAAUGUAAACAACAAUUUAGUCAUUAUUUAAUGAUUAAUUUAUUUUUAUAACCUUAUUGAAUAAAUGCCAGACACUUUUUUCAUUGUAAUAAUCCCUUUUUUAUGGAAGUAUGUAACAUUUAUUUUGAAUAUAUCUUUUAUUAACUUUGUCCAAAUUUUAAAUUUAUUCUAGAUUUAAAUACGAGCUUAAUGCAUUGCAUAUCAUUGAACGAAUUGAAUUGAUUGAAUUUGUUUUAUAUGUUCCAGACUAAUUUUUAAAUUUCACAUAGCUAUCUGAAAUAUUGCGUUUUGUCUCAAUCCUUUUGUCAAUCAAUUUUGUUUCAGAUUGUAAAAUUCUAUACUGUGGUAAUUUGUUAGGAAAAAUGCAUGUUAGAAAUUUUUAAUGUUUAUUGUAAUUUUGUAUACUUAUUUGCUAACUUGCUUCAUGGAAAUAUUUUUUAAUCACUUGUAAAUUCAUCAGCAGCAUAUAUUUUAAUUUUUUUUUUCAAUACAUAGGAAACAAUUUUUAAAAAUAUUACUUUGCCUUUCUAGUCAGUUAAUUUCAAUUCUUUGCUUGAAAAAAAUUAUUUCAUGAAUGAAAUGAAAGAGCAUUUAAAAAUGUGAUUGAAACUUGAAUGAUUUCUGACUAAUGGUACAGAUAUAUUUUCCCAAAGAAAUCUGUGUGUGCAAUUUGAAUGUUUUCUAGGGGCACUGUAAAUAUCAAUACACUUUUUUAAAUGCUAGUUUGAUUAUUUUUUUCAAUUAAUCUCUCAAUUACAUUUCAGUUUAAAUUUUAGAUCAUAAAUGUUUUGUCCAUAUUUGCAUUUGUUUGUGUAACAUUUUUUAAAAAAGCCCAACUUUUGUUGCUUUUUAAGAUAUCUUUGUAGGUAUGUGUAACAUGGAAAAGGCAUUUAUAUACGAAUAAAUCAUAGAAAAUUUA
Molecule: messenger RNA, 4060 nt
Organism: Argiope bruennichi
Lineage: Eukaryota; Metazoa; Arthropoda; Arachnida; Araneae; Araneidae
Gene: dsh
Product: segment polarity protein dishevelled homolog DVL-3-like
Exons: 19
Coding region: 479-2551 (690 amino acids)
Biological process (GO): intracellular signal transduction; canonical Wnt signaling pathway
Cellular component (GO): cytosol
Molecular function (GO): frizzled binding
Source: RefSeq, a predicted model, not a curated record